This is a messenger RNA of Panicum virgatum (switchgrass), 1345 nucleotides long. Its product is annotated as putative F-box/LRR-repeat protein 23. The transcript has 3 exons. The record is from RefSeq and is a predicted model, not a curated record. Gene Ontology annotation, molecular function: protein binding. NCBI's taxonomy places the organism in Eukaryota, Viridiplantae, Streptophyta, Magnoliopsida, Poales, Poaceae. Bases 160 to 948 code for a protein of 262 amino acids.
CCCGCGGCCGCCUGGGGCUCACAAGUCACAACCGCCCAACGAGCCCCGCGACCGCAGACACCAACCGCUGCCGCCGCCGCCGCCGCCUCCGAGCUGCCGCCGCCGAAGGUCGAUGUAUAUAGUCAUCCAUUUCUUUGGCAACCGGAUCAUUCGUUAAGAAUGGGAGAAGCUGGGACUGAAGCCCAGCAUGCCGAGAUGCUGCCCACCAGCAGGGACUGGUCUGCGCUGCCCCUGGACGUCCUCUUGAUGGUUUUCACAAAACUCCGUGCCAUCGACGUCCUCAUGGGUUUGGGCAUCGUGUGCUGCUCGUGGCUGGAGGCGGCCAAGGUGCCAUGUGUGUGGCGAUCUUUGGACAUGGCGAACCACAGGGCGCUGGGAAAGAUGGAUGACCAUGUCCAGUGCGCAAUGGCGAAGGUGGCCGUGGACCGCUCCAAGGGGCAGCUGGAGGUGUUCUUGGGGAGCCUUUUUGUCACUGAUGAGCUUCUCAAGUACAUAGGGGACAGCUCAGCAUCUCUGAGGAGACUCGGCCUCCGAAGAUGCCACAAAGUCUCUAACAAAGGUUUCACCGAUUUGAUUACCAAGUCCCCUCUGUUAGAGGAUCUCUCGCUUGAGUUCUGUCGAGGAAUCUGCGGUUGUGACAUCUAUGAGAUUACAGGAAAAGCAUGCCCUCAGCUGAAGCAUUUCAGCCUGCGCCAUGAGCGCUUCAGGUUCAAUUUCAACUACUCUGUGCGUGACAAUGAAGCACGGGGGAUAGAGGCGAUGCAUGAACUCCGAAGCCUCAGCCUCGUUGGCAGCGACGUGAACAACAGGGGGCUGAAAGGCAUCAUUGAUGCCUGCCCACACCUGGAGACUCUCUUCCUUCGCGACUGCUUCAUCUUCCAUGUUUAUGAUGACAGUGCCCUGCAGGACAAGUGUGCCAGGAUCAAGACAUUCACGCUUCUUCAGUAGAGGGUGAUCUGACUACAAUUGGAGAUUUGGGAGGGGCACCAAAUAGAUGGAUUCUAUAACAGUAUGAAUGACUGGCAAUCCCUCAACGCCAGUAACCUUGGAGGGUAAUAUGAAUAUAUGAUGAUAAUUGUGCAGUGCCCAACUGUGCCUGCUGCAAAAGGGAAGUAGAGAAGUCUACUGAAGAAAACUGUACUACUAGAUUAGCAUCAAAUGGCUUUGGACUGACUAAAUUCUUUUUACUUUUCAGUAAUUUGUAAACUGUAUUUGGAUAAAUCUUCCAACAGAGACCAUGUAGGGUGGGUGCUUAUAUACCUAUCUGGUACGAAUGAAGUAGAGGAUCCUGUGAAAAAUCUGUUUAUAGGCAAUGCAAAUGGAUCAUGGGCCGAAUUUAGAUUUA